Chelmon rostratus (copperband butterflyfish) is the source of this 1716-nucleotide messenger RNA. Its product is annotated as phosphoglucomutase-1-like. Gene Ontology annotation, biological process: carbohydrate metabolic process. Bases 1 to 1695 code for a protein of 564 amino acids. The transcript is spliced from 11 exons. Gene Ontology annotation, molecular function: magnesium ion binding; phosphoglucomutase activity. Gene Ontology annotation, cellular component: cytosol. NCBI's taxonomy places the organism in Eukaryota, Metazoa, Chordata, Actinopteri, Chaetodontiformes, Chaetodontidae. The record is from RefSeq and is a predicted model, not a curated record.
AUGGACAACAGUCCUUUGCAGGUGCUGACUGUCCCCACAGCCCCCUAUCCCGACCAGAGACCCGGCACCAGCGGCCUGAGGAAAAAGGUCUAUGUAUUCCAGUCCAGGAGGAACUACCUACACAACUUCAUCCAGAGUAUCUUUUCCUCUAUUGACCUGCGUGACCGCCAGGGAUCAACAGUGGUGGUGGGUGGAGACGGUCGCUUCUUCAACCGGACAGCUAUUGAGGUCAUUGUGCAGAUGGCAGCUGCCAAUGGGGUGGGUCGUCUGAUCAUUGGACACCACGGCAUAAUGUCGACGCCGGCCAUCUCCUGCGUGAUCAGGAAAUACAAAGCCAUCGGCGGCAUCAUCCUCACUGCCAGCCACAACCCCGGUGGACCUGAUGGAGACUUUGGCAUUAAGUUCAAUACUGCAAAUGGAGGCCCAGCCAAGGAGGCUGUCACAAACAAGAUCUUUCAGAUCAGCAGGACCAUUGAGGAGUUUGCCAUCUGCCCCGGACUGCGAGUGGAUCUGACAACUCUGGGCAAACAGACGUUUGAUCUGGAAAACAAGUUCAAACCCUUCACAGUGGAAAUUGUGGACUCUGUGGAAUCCUACGCUAACUUGUUGAGGAACAUCUUUGACUUUGCUGCCUUGAAGGAGCUUCUAUCUGGUGAAAACCACAUCAAGAUUAGACUUGAUGCCAUGCAUGGAGUGGUAGGCCCGUACGUGAGGAGAAUACUCUGUGAGGAGCUGGGCUGCCCCGCCAAUUCUGCCAUCAACUGUGUCCCAAUGGAGGACUUUGGGGGUCAACACCCAGAUCCUAACCUCACUUACGCUGCAGAACUGGUUGACAGCAUGAGAGAUGGACCGUAUGAUUUUGGUGCAGCAUUUGAUGGUGAUGGGGACCGUAACAUGAUCCUUGGUAAGCACGGCUUCUUCGUCACCCCACCUGAUUCUGUGGCUGUGAUCGCUGACAACAUCUUCUGCAUCCCGUACUUCCAGCACACAGGGGUGAGAGGCUUCGCCCGCAGCAUGCCCACAAGCUCAGCCUUAGACAGAGUAGCGAAGGCAACAAAAAUAGAGUUAUAUGAAACUCCCACGGGGUGGAAGUUCUUUGGGAACCUAAUGGAUGCCGGCAGACUGUCUCUGUGUGGAGAAGAAAGCUUUGGUACAGGUGGAGACCAUAUUCGUGAGAAGGAUGGGCUUUGGGCCGUGCUGGCAUGGCUGUCCAUCCUGGCCACUAGACAGCAGAGUGUGGAGGAUAUUCUUAAGGACCAUUGGCUAAAAUAUGGAAGAAACUACUUCACCAGAUAUGACUAUGAGAAUGUAGACAUAGAUGCAGCCUGUGAGAUGAUGGAGGAUUUGGAGAUUCUGAUUGCUGACAAGUCCUUCGUGAAGCAGAGAUUUGCUGUGGAAGACAAAAUCUACCAGGUGGAAAAAGCAGACAACUUUGAGUACACAGACCCGGUAGACAGCACCAUCACCAGGAACCAGGGUCUGCGGAUAAUCUUCUCUGACGGCUCUCGAAUCAUCUACAGACUCAGUGGGACAGGGAGUGAUGGGGCAACAGUUCGAAUCUACAUAGACAGCUAUGAAAAGGAGCAAAUCUUUGAAGACACACAGGUGAUGCUGGCGCCCCUGGCAACCAUCGCUCUGAAGAUUUCCCAGCUCCAUCACAGGACAGGUCGAAGUGGCCCGUCAGUCAUCACAUGAUUCCUCCCAUAUGUUACUCCG